This is a messenger RNA of Plodia interpunctella (Indianmeal moth), 1485 nucleotides long. It is a transcript of the gene SPARC, whose product is annotated as Secreted protein, acidic, cysteine-rich. The record is from RefSeq and is a predicted model, not a curated record. The transcript has 9 exons. Gene Ontology annotation, molecular function: protein binding; calcium ion binding; extracellular matrix binding. Bases 155 to 1096 code for a protein of 313 amino acids. NCBI's taxonomy places the organism in Eukaryota, Metazoa, Arthropoda, Insecta, Lepidoptera, Pyralidae. Gene Ontology annotation, biological process: anatomical structure development.
AUCGCCCGAGCUUUUACAAAGCGAUACAAACCACUGAAAAACGAAUACACGAUGAAGCCGUCCCGCCGACGACGUGAAGCGGUCGCCAGUCUGGUGCGCUCGCGGGGACGCUACACACGACCCACACCACCAGUCAGUUGCCAGUGGAGCCAACAUGAAGGGACUACUUCUGCUGGCGAUAGCGCUCGCCGUGCUCUGCGCCGCUGAUGCCGAGCGCCACCGGCGGCGGCACCGUCGCCUGCGCACCAGCACGACGCCGGCGCCGGCGCCGCUGAGCGCCGAGGACGAGGAGGCCGAGCACAUCGAGCUGGCCAUGGCCGAGAAGAUGGACGAGACCAAGUUCCAGGAGUACGAGAGGGAGCGAGUGAGUGCGUUGCUGGAACAGAUGUCGCGCGACCGCGGUGUUGUCUACAACGAAGUCUACCUCGGAGACCCGUGCCUGAAGGUGCACUGCAGCGCGGGCCGCGUGUGCGAGAUCGACGAGCACGGCGACGCCGUCUGCAACUGCAUCAAGGAGUGCCCCUACGAGACUGAGUCGCGCCGCAAGGUGUGCACAAACAACAACGAGACGUGGCCGUCGGACUGCGAGGUGUACCGGCAGCGCUGCCUGUGUCUGGAGGGCUCCGACCAGUGCAAGGGGCCGCAGUACCACCACGUGCAGAUCGACUACUACGGCCAGUGCAGGGAAAUGCCGGCGUGCAGCGAGAGCGAGAUGUCGGACUUCCCGCGGCGCAUGCGCGACUGGCUGUUCAACAUCAUGCGCGACCUCGCCGAGCGCUCCGAGCUCACCGCGCACUAUCUGCAGAUGGAGAGGGAGGCCGAGACCAACCUCACCAGGCGCUGGACCAACGCGGCCGUGUGGAAGUGGUGCGAUCUGGACGCUCACGACAACGACCGAUACGUGUCCCGGCACGAGCUGUUCCCGAUCCGCGCGCCGCUGAUGGCGCUGGAGCACUGCAUCGCGCCCUUCCUCGACCGCUGCGACGAGGACCACGACCACCGCAUCACGCUGCACGAGUGGGGCAAGUGUCUGCAGCUCGACGAGUACGACUUGGAGGACCGCUGCGACGAGUUCGUGGACGAGCCCGCGCCGUGAGCCGCGCCCGCUGAACCUGAUCCUGUUGUCUCCAGCAUAUCUAAUGCCCCUAGUAUAUAUUUUAUAAAUCUGUUAUUGUACGUUAUCUAAUUUUAUUGUACUGUUAACGUACAUGCCGAUGCCUAUUUGUUUAUUUCCAUACAAAGUUCAGAUUAAAUAACGUACAAGUAAUGAAAUGAGGCAUGUAAUAGAAACAUAACAUCUCUGAAUAAUAAUGUAAUUGGAAACUGAUUUACCUCCUUCACAGUUUAUAUACCAAGUUGCCAUAAAUAAAUUAUUUAGAUGUAAGCAUAAUGAAUCUUUUAUAAAUGAACUUGUAAAAGCAGUACUGUGAUUUUGCUGCCAAAUAUGUUUACAUAAACGUAUUUUUAAUAAACUAGUGUAAAUAU